Messenger RNA from Carya illinoinensis, 1391 nucleotides. Its product is annotated as glycosylinositol phosphorylceramide mannosyl transferase 1-like. The record is from RefSeq and is a predicted model, not a curated record. Gene Ontology annotation, cellular component: membrane. Bases 161 to 1228 code for a protein of 355 amino acids. Gene Ontology annotation, molecular function: glycosyltransferase activity. The transcript has 5 exons. Lineage: Eukaryota; Viridiplantae; Streptophyta; Magnoliopsida; Fagales; Juglandaceae.
GAUUAGCUGAUCCGAAUCGACCCAAAUACUGCGUCUUGUUCUUUCUUCCUCUAAAAUUGCCGACAAGGAAGUCCGAUUCCCACAACAACGUUUGCCUAAGCAGAUUCAGGACUAAAUGAAACCCAAUCGCGGCCGUCGAUUGAAUGGACUUUGACUCCCCAUGUCCACGCUCAUCGGGAUUCGAGAUGCCGCCUCCUCCUCCGACGUCAACGGCGGCUUGUACUCGCCUGCGAAGGAGAAAGCGGCCAUCAGAGGCGCUUACAGCAGCCGCUCGCCGCUUCUUCUUCGCCGAGCUCGCCAGCUACUCGCCGCGACCAAGGUGAAGGUUCUUCUGGGUCUCUGUACCCUCUGCAUCGUCGUCUUGGUCAACUCAAGACUUAGUUCGUUGAUGGGUUGGAAUCCUCACUACCCUUCGUCAGUCUCUUCUCCUUCUAGGGGUGGCUACACGGUGCUUAUCAACACUUGGAAACGAAAUUCUCUUCUCAAGCAAUCGGUUGCUCACUAUGCAUCCUGCAGCGGAACUGAUGCAAUUCAUGUAGUGUGGAGUGAGACCGAUCCUCCUCCAGAGAAUCUCAAAGCCUAUCUGAAGAAAGUUGUGUUUUCCAAGUCCCAGGCAGCUCACAAACCCAACUUUAGGUUUGAUAUAAAUCAAGAAGAUAACUUGAACAACAGAUUCAGGCCCAUUGAGGAGCUCCGAACAGAUGCAAUUUUCUCCAUUGAUGACGAUGUGAUCGUUCCUUGUGCUACGUUGAAUUUUGCUUUCACCGUAUGGCAAAGUGCUCCAUUCACAAUGGUGGGAUUUGUACCACGUACGCACAGGCUGGAUAUGGCGAAUAAUGGUGAUGCAUAUUACAAAUAUGGAGGAUGGUGGUCAGUUUGGUGGAUGGGCACUUAUAGUAUGGUUCUCUCAAAAGCUGCAUUCUUCCACAGGAAGUAUUUGGAUAUAUAUACUCACAAGAUGCCCUCAUCGAUUCAUGAUUAUGUAUCCAGGGAAAGGAACUGUGAAGAUAUUGCUAUGUCACUGCUUGUUGCCAAUGCCACCAGUGCUCCCCCUAUAUGGGUGAAAGGGAAGAUCUAUGAGAUUGGAUCAUCAGGCAUCAGCACUUUGAAAGGGCACAGUGAUUCAAGGAACAAAUGCCUCAAUGAUUUCAUUUCUCUCUAUGGAACUAUGCCUCUUGUAUCAACCAAUGUUAAAGCUGUGGAUGCGAGGCAUGAAUGGUUCUGGUAGUUUUACCUGUUCCAUUUCUUCACUGCCCGUCAAUAACAAUCUCAGUAGUUAUAUAUUCUCUAUUUUCUUUAGGAACUAAGGUCAUAUGCGUAUGGCACACAUGUUUUAAGUUUUGAAUCUCAUGGUUUUCAAUUCCAUUUGUGUGGCUUUCCCACUUUUUCUA